This is a messenger RNA of Ornithorhynchus anatinus (platypus), 6262 nucleotides long. It is a transcript of the gene PRKD3, whose product is annotated as protein kinase D3. Bases 706 to 3378 code for a protein of 890 amino acids. Gene Ontology annotation, molecular function: ATP binding; protein serine/threonine kinase activity. The transcript has 19 exons. Gene Ontology annotation, biological process: protein phosphorylation. NCBI's taxonomy places the organism in Eukaryota, Metazoa, Chordata, Mammalia, Monotremata, Ornithorhynchidae. The record is from RefSeq and is a predicted model, not a curated record.
GGAGCUGUGGUCGGUGCCUCUGUCCCAGGACGGCGGCGGCGGCGGCGGCGGCGUUGGUGCGGAGUUUCCCGUUGUUGUGUAGGGCAUCAUCAGAUUUUCAGGGUGGACCUAUCGAUCACCUGUAAAUAUGCGUGAACUUACAUGCGUGAACUUUUUUAUAAAGAUCUUCAGUUCAUUGGAGAACUUUUUAAGGAAAUGAAGCAUCAAAUGACUCUCAUUUCUUUAUCCCGAGUUGUGUCAGUCAACUAAAGGAUAUAUUUAGAAGAUUCCCAAAUACAGAGACCAAGUUUUUUCUGUUGAAAGUUGUGAACUUCUUAAAUUUAUGGACAUUUACAGAAAGAUAGAUUUUUGUUUGUUAUGCCGUCGGUGGAAUCGAAGGGAAGAGAGACGAGAAGGAAUAUUUAAAAAGGAACAAAAUGAAGGAGGCUGGUGAAAGGGCCAUGUAAAGGCCGAUGUGGAUGAUUCUGUGAUGGUCAGAAGACAUUUUUGUUCGCGAGACUGACGUUGAGAAGAGAAGGACUUCGGUUACUGUAACUCGCGGCGGAAGAACUGGUAAUCAUUGACAUGUGUAGGAGAAAAAGAAAAAUCAGCAACUUUUUAUUGAUUUUUACAAGGGACGUGCGAUCCCUUCUUUUUACCUUUUGUCGUUAAGAUUUUUUGUGACAUAAAAUUGACUGAGAUUUCACCAGAUUUAAAGUAAGUCAGAUGUCAGCAAACAACUCCCCUCCAUCCUCACAGAAGUCUCUUUCACCUGCGUCUCCUCUGCCGGUGCUUCCAGCCCCUUCUCCAUCUUCAAGUCCGCAGACGGGACUCUCCGCCCGCUUGUCCAAUGGAAGCUUCAGUACCCAGUCUCUCACGAAUUCCAGGGGCUCGGUGCACGGGAUCUCAUUUCUGCUGCAGAUUGGCCUUACCAGGGAGAGUGUUACCAUUGAAACUCAGGAAUUAUCCCUCUCUACUGUCAAGGAUCUCGUGUGCUCCAUUGUUUAUCAGAAGUUCCCGGAGUGUGGUUUCUUUGGCAUGUAUGACAAAAUCCUCCUCUUUCGCCAUGAUCUGCACUCAGAAAAUAUUUUGCAGCGGAUUACCUCAGCAGAAGAGAUUCAUGAAGGAGACCUAGUGGAAGUUGUUCUUUCAGCUUUGGCAACAGUUGAGGACUUCCAAAUUCGUCCACACGCACUCUACGUGCAUUCUUACAAAGCUCCUACGUUUUGUGACUAUUGUGGUGAAAUGCUUUGGGGAUUGGUACGUCAAGGUCUAAAAUGUGAAGGCUGUGGAUUAAACUAUCAUAAACGAUGUGCCUUCAAGAUCCCAAAUAACUGUAGUGGAGUAAGAAAAAGACGUUUGUCAAAUGUAUCUCUGCCGGGCCCCGGGCUUUCAGUCCCAAGACCAGUACAAACGGAAUGUGCAGCCUUACCCAGUGAGGAGGCCCAUUUCCACCAGGAACCGAGUAAGAGAAUUCCUUCCUGGAGUGGCCGUCCCAUCUGGAUGGAAAAGAUGGUAAUGUGCAGAGUGAAAGUCCCCCACACAUUUGCCGUUCAUUCCUACACACGCCCCACAAUAUGCCAGUAUUGUAAGCGUCUGCUGAAGGGUCUUUUUCGCCAAGGAAUGCAGUGCAAAGAUUGCAAAUUCAACUGUCACAAACGCUGUGCAUCAAAAGUACCUAGAGACUGUCUUGGAGAAGUGACUUUCAAUGGAGAACCUGCCAGCGUGGGAACAGAUGUGGAUAUGCCCAUGGACAUUGACAGCAGUGACGUGAAUAGUGAUGGUAGUCGGGGCUUAGAUGACACCGAAGAAUCGUCUCCUCCAGAAGACAAAUUGUUCUUCCUAGAUCCAUCUGACCUGGAUGUAGACAGAGAUGAAGAAACUCUCAAAGCUAUCAGCCCAUCGACAAGCAAUAAUAUUCCACUUAUGAGGGUUGUACAAUCGAUUAAACACACAAAGAGGAAGAGCAGCACAAUGGUAAAGGAAGGAUGGAUGGUUCACUAUACCAGCAGAGACAAUCUGAGAAAGCGGCAUUAUUGGAGACUCGACAGCAAAUGCCUCACAUUGUUUCAAAAUGAGUCUGGAUCAAAGUAUUACAAGGAAAUCCCGCUUUCAGAAAUUCUCCGAGUGUCACUGCCCCAGGAUUUCACGAACAUUUCACAGGGGAGCAACCCACACUGCUUUGAGAUCAUCACCGACACUAUGGUGUACUUUGUUGGCGAGGACAACGGGAGCAACUAUCACAGUCCGGUUUUCGCCGCCACGGGGGUCGGGCUUGACGUAGCUCAGAGCUGGGAGAAAGCCAUCCGCCAGGCUCUCAUGCCAGUUACUCCUCAAGCUAGCGUUUGCACUUCUCCAGGACAAGGAAAAGAUCACAAGGAUUUGUCUAUCAGUAUUUCUGUCUCCAACUGCCAGAUCCAAGAGAAUGUGGAUAUCAGUUCUGUCUAUCAGAUCUUUGCUGAUGAAGUACUUGGUUCGGGCCAGUUUGGUAUUGUGUAUGGAGGAAAACAUAGGAAGACUGGAAGAGAUGUGGCCAUCAAAGUAAUUGAUAAAAUGAGAUUCCCCACAAAACAGGAGAGUCAGCUUCGUAAUGAAGUAGCCAUUCUGCAGAAUCUGCACCAUCCUGGGAUCGUAAAUCUGGAAUGUAUGUUUGAAACCCCUGAGCGAGUCUUUGUGGUCAUGGAGAAGCUGCAUGGAGACAUGCUAGAGAUGAUCCUUUCCAGUGAGAAAAGUCGGCUUCCAGAACGCAUCACCAAAUUCAUGGUCACACAGAUCCUUGUCGCUUUAAGGAGUUUACACUUUAAGAAUAUCGUGCACUGUGAUUUAAAACCAGAAAACGUGCUCCUAGCCUCAGCAGAGCCAUUCCCUCAGGUGAAGCUGUGUGACUUUGGUUUUGCACGCAUCAUAGGGGAAAAGUCUUUCAGGCGAUCCGUUGUGGGAACCCCGGCAUACCUAGCACCUGAGGUUCUGAGAAGCAAAGGUUAUAAUCGUUCUCUGGACAUGUGGUCAGUAGGAGUCAUUGUCUACGUGAGCCUUAGUGGCACAUUUCCAUUUAACGAAGAUGAAGAUAUAAAUGACCAAAUCCAAAACGCUGCAUUUAUGUAUCCACCAAAUCCAUGGAAAGAUAUAUCCGGUGAAGCAAUUGAUUUGAUUAACAACUUGCUUCAGGUGAAGAUGAGAAAACGAUACAGUGUCGAUAAAUCGCUAAGUCAUCCCUGGCUACAGGAUUAUCAGACCUGGCUUGACCUUAGGGAAUUUGAAACCCGCAUCGGAGAGCGUUACAUUACCCACGAGAGUGACGACGCUCGCUGGGAAGUACAUGCCAAUGAACACAACCUUGUAUAUCCCAAGCAUUUCAUUAUGGCCCCCAAUCCAGAUGAUAUGGAAGAGGACCCUUAAUUUUUGGCCGAUGAACUUCACGUGGGAAAGAGCUGCACCUACGAACCGGUGACGCUUUUCUGGACCGACCGAUGCUCUUCGUGUGCUUUGUAGGUGAUAGAUCUACGGACUGUGAGAAAAUGUGGUGUGGAGUCAAUACUGUAGUCAACAGUGCAAUGACCAGGUACAGAAGAAGAUACCGAAAAUGAAGAUCACCACCAUGAAAUCAGGCUGAAGAACUGGCGUGAGCUUUCCAGAAAUCCUCUGUAACAUAUGUAAUGAUGUAUGGAUUUUUUUUUUAUGCCCUAGUCCUUCACUUCCUAUAUUUUCCUGGCACUCACAUACCCCUUUUCUUUUCUAUACAUUACAGAAAAGUUCACUAGAAUCCUAAAUCCAAGUUUCACGUAGUUUGACCAAAAAACUUAAAAACUUUUAGCGGUUAGGGCUAUUUUAUAACGCCGGUUAAUUACUUCUGGUCGCGUUUGUAUUAAAGAGAAGUUCGAGAGGCAGGCAGAAUUAUUUUGCGAGGCUUUGAACGUUUAGUUUUUGUGACAGUAGUAAGAACUUUCCUUCGGCUGUUUAGACCGAAUCGAUGAAUGGUAUUUAUUGAGUGCUUAUAGUGUGCAGAGCACUGUACUAAGCAGCGCUUGGGAAAAUACAAUACAAUAGAGUUGCUCGACACGAUCCCUGCCCGCAAGGAGCUUAUAGACGACGGGACAACGGUAACUUAUUUCACUUUUUUCUUUGACAGCGAUUGAGCACCUAGGUGCUAUAUUAACUGUAUAUUGUUUUCUUAGAUUACACAUCUGGACGCUUAACUUGUCCGUGUUUCGGCGGGAUUGUAGGUUCUUCUUGUUAAACCCGGUCGGCGCGCCUUCCUCAUUUUCUGCCUAAAGCAUUGGUGGGUUUAACGAGAUGAAAAAAAACAGGUAUAGUAAUCCGCUUUUCCCUGCUAGAGUCUUUAGUGAUUAUUUAAGUAGUGCCAGGGGUGCAGUUGGGACAUUUUUCACCACCUGGGAUGCACCUCUGUGGAAAACUCCAAGGAGAGAAUUGCAGUAGCUUCCCAUGUUUUGUUUUUUUCCUGAACUUUCACAUUCAUUCUCAAGAAACUCCGGGUCAUUUUCUUCUUGGGGAGUUUCCCUAAGGGGAAAUGGUUUCAUGGGCAAAAUCCCCAAUAACUAACUUAAAUCUGAUAGAAACCAUAAGGGAGCUGCAUGGGCACGAUCCAUUGUUUUUUUUCCUUCCUUCGGUCCCCUCCCCCAGAUACACACAUCUCCCACCAACGGGGAACAGGAGUCUGCUACUUUGGGACUCCUAAAACUUUUAACAAAGGUGGUAGGCAAGAAUGAAACGGCCACUUCCUUCUGUACUCUAGCCAAAGUGCCGUGCAGCCAUUUGGACCAUUUCAAGGGUGACCUUAUACACUUGAUGGAAUUGGAAGCUUUAAAACAUUUUCUAUUUCACCCCUGGGGUUAAUUCUUAAUUAAUUGCCUCUGCAUCUUUGAUUAAUCUAGCAACAGCAAAUGCUGGAGAGUGAGAAUGAGACUGUGUUUCUGAAGGCCUAAUAAGGCCAACCGCGGGCAGGCAUCAUAGACGAGAGAGUGUGUGUUGGGGUGGGGGGGAGGACGCGAUGGAGAUGAGCCAGAUAAGGUUAGCAUUACCCUAACUGCAUAGUACAUCUUAAUAGAGGGACAGUUGGAAAAAAUACAGCAGACGUUUUCUUUCUGGGUGAUUUUCAGAAGAGCGUCAAGUGACUCAACUGCCCCCCAGCCCCCGAUCCGUUUUUUAAAAAGCUACAUUCGGUCGCUUUGUAGAGAUUCCCACCUUAACCCCGUAGUGAAACGUAACGUUUAGAACAAUUUGCUCCGGAAGCACUUUAUGGUCUUGGCCAUUCUCCCCGAAUAAGGGAGAUGGCAUUUUUAACCACUUAGGGUUCGAAUUUAAUCAGGUUAGCGGAAGUGAUGGAAGGUUCGGCAGAUCUUCAAAGCUGGGUGUCCCGUCCAUUUCUUAAACACCUCCAGGAUAUUUCUCAGUCUCAUUCAGUUUCCUAAUUCAGGUGCGGAGGACAGGAUUGAUUCACCACAUUCUCUCUCCGUCUAAAAACUCAAAGGCACAUUCCCCAAAUCCCCACGUGAGCCGUCAUCUUAACAGAGAAUCGAGAAUCCAGAUGAGGGUUAGAAGGCACGGGAAACAGGGCAGUUUUGUGCUUCUGAUCCUCUUGACACAAAGUGGGUUUAAAUUUAGGAUUAGAUUAACACCCCCAGAAACCCAAUGAUGGUUUAUUGCCUGAUAAAGUGAAAAAUAACUGGAACAUUUUAUUUGUUUUCUGUACUUGAUUGAUCAGCCAAAAACUUACAGGUCAUGAACUGAAUUGCACUCUUAACUUUUAGUUGAAACCCAAAGUUUUUUAAAAAGAAACCUGAUUCUUUGCUAAAUCACUGUCAGGUAACUUGGAGUUCAGUUGCUCCAGGUGAUAAAUUUACCUGCGUAACCUUUUUUGUUUUGAUCAAAAAGGUGGUUUUUGUAUGAGAUGUUUUUUAGAAUAGCUAAUGUAAAAUGUGCAGCCUAAAAUGACACUGUUCAGUGCUUUUUUAUAUUUUUUUUACAUUCCCUUGUUUGUAAAUAGCUUUGGAGAAGCUUGGAAAUAAAAUAUUUCCCAAUCUUAACCUUUUCCAGUGGGAAACCCUGAACUAUUAUUCUAUCUCUAAUAGAGUGCCAAGACUAACAAUUUUUUGUUUGUCUCAUUUGGGCUUCAGGAUUGUGGAAAUAGCACUAUUCUCUAUUUGUAAAUGUAACUUUUGCUACAGAAAUAGGUGAAGCUUCAACAGUACAAAAACCCUGAUGCUUUUUAAAAUCCUGCUGAAUUUUUUUUUAUAAAAUAAAGACUGUAUAUGUAUCUGAAGUC